Messenger RNA from Laccaria bicolor S238N-H82, 873 nucleotides. RefSeq lists its product as uncharacterized. Lineage: Eukaryota; Fungi; Basidiomycota; Agaricomycetes; Agaricales; Hydnangiaceae. Bases 1 to 873 code for a protein of 290 amino acids. The transcript has 8 exons. The record is from RefSeq and is a predicted model, not a curated record.
AUGGUGUCAUCGGUCGUUGAGGCGACGCAAGAUGUUGAUCAUGAAGGCAUCACAUAUCGUCCACAGACUGGGGAAACACGCGCAGUUUACGAAAUUAUUCUUUCCUCUGGCUUCGAAAAUUCGAUGCUUUACAUCAUUUUCGUCGCUUCACACCGAUUAGGCGUGCUGGACCAGGUCAAAUCGGUACACAGCCAAUUGCCCGACCUUCCUUGUAGCACCACGACUCAACACAUGCAGCAUGAUGUCCCGAAGACGCUGCUGAAAGAGUCCAUCUCUCAGCACCCGGUCUCUCGUUUUCAUUCACUUUAUCAAAAAAUUGACGACCGCAAUGUUCUUAAGGGACAAGCCCAUCAAGAAGACAGUUACCUACUUCGUCAUAAUUGCGUUCAUCUCUCAUGGCAAAAGGUCGGAAACAAGGCGAGCACUGGAAAUCCAACAUUUCAGGUGGACGAGUACGACCCCUCACAGAGCGGAGAGACGUACGCUGGUGAAGUCGCAUUCAAACGGAAAGAGGCUGAUGCUGAAGGGCGCUCUGAGCCCCACUCACGAAACCGCAAAUCUGGUGCCACCGACCUCGCAGACCUCAUAUUCAAGGCCUUCACGCUGACAUGCUUUUUGUGCAGCGAUCUGUGGGGCGCCUUGGUAGCGUCACUUCGAUCUGGGGAUGAAAAGAUCCACGCUACGACGGACUCGCGACCUUCCUUACCAUGGUGGAAGAUGCGAAACAAGUCGUCAUUUAUAACACAUAACAAUCCUACUAACAAUCUACUUGAAAGCAAUGGAACACAAGGUAGAACCAUCUAUCUUGAUUUCCAUAACCCUGCUGGGCUGUUCAUCCUCAUUGCAUGCGAGACACUCUAUGACCCCUUGUAA